GGAUUCUGUGUCCCAGCUGAGUUUGAGGAUGAGGUAGCAGGAGAGGGAGCUACAGAGUUUGAGGACAUUGAGGGAGGGGGUCUAGGUCAAGGUGAAGGGGUCAAGGACGUCAGUGAUCAGAUUGAAAAUGAAGACCAGCUUGAUGAGGCCAGGAAAGCAGGAGAGGAGAGAAAAGAGGAAGAUUCCUCCCAGCAGCCUGACAUCAGGUCCGAGGAGAAUGCCAUAGAGAUGUCUGAUGACUUUGAGGGCAAAGUUCACGACCUUGAAGCUGCAGACCAAGAGGAAAGGUCAGAUGAAGAGGAUGAUGGGAAGGAAGAGGAGCUGGAUAGACAGAUGGGAGAAGUGGACGGGAAUGACACGGAGAAGUUAGACGACCAGAUGUGGGGGAGUGAUGAAGAGGAGGGAGAGGAGCAGGGGGAGAAAGAAGAAUUUGGCCCUGGGUCCCAGCAGGAGCAGAAGAGUGAACUGGUUGCUAAGGAAGACAACCAAGACAAGACAGAAACAGACGACAAAUCAGACAAGCAGAGGACAGAUGAAAACGAGGCUGAGGAGAAUGAUGAAAACCAGAAACCACAGGAACUGGAACAGGUAGAUGAGUCAGAAUAUGAUGACGACAAAAUCGACCCUAACCAUGGUAACCAGGAACCCCAGCAGGCCCCUGACAACAUGGAUCUCCCUGACGACAUGAAGCUGGAUGAAGAAGAGGCUGGGGUCACAGAGGAAGACCAAGGUCAAGAAGAGCCUCCAUCAGAGCCCCCUGGUGGUGACACAGAGAUGACAGAAACAGAGGACAAGGGGGAUAAUCAAGACAUGGAAGAAACAGGGGAGGACACUCUUCCAGAAGUGGAACCAGAAAUGUCAGAGGACCAGAAUAACCAGACAGGAGAGGAACCAGACAAAGAUCAAGGAACCAGGCAAGAGGAAGAAGGAGAGGAGGAUCCAGGGUUUUCUUCUCAGAAUGAACCAACAGAUGUCAGUGCUGAAGAUGAAGAAGACAGCUCUAGGAACAAGGAUGACAAACCCCAGGCAGCAGAGAAUUAUGGGAAGACUUCCCAUGAUUCCCAGAAUGUAGAGCAGUCAGAAUCAGCCCAGGAUCAGGGAGGGGAACCAGACAAUGACCAGAAAGAGAGUGAAGGAACUGGAACCUCAAACUUAGAAGCUGAAGAGGGUCAUGAAGGUCAAAGUUCAAAGGUUGCACCUUCAUCCACCAAUCAGUCUCAGAAGUCUGUGAAGAGAAAGGCUGGUCAGUCCAAUGAAGACAGAAGCUUGGGAUCUAACGAGAACCAGUUUAAGAAGCUGAAGACCAUUGAGGAGGCUUCUGCCAAUGAGGAGAGUGAGGAAAAUCAAGAUUCUACAGAAAAAGACUCAGAGCUGUAUGAACAUAUUAAGGAUGCGAAAUCUUCCCAUGAUGCUCAGACACUAGAUGUCGCCACUGAUAAGCAGCAGAUGGAGGAGGCUGUACCUAAUAGAGAGGUGGAUCCAGAGAAUGAAGGGGUGGAGGAGGAGGUGAUGAUGGAAGAGGACAAAGAAGAGGAAAUUGAUGAAAAUGUGGAAAAGCUAUCAUCUCACCUAAAUACAAAAGACAAACAUAGCAAGGAGAGGGAAGGAAUGAGUGAAGUAGGGAUGAAUGAAAAUCAGGAGGAGACAAAGAAGUAUGAAACAGAGGGUGUUGUCAAGGAAACACUGGGGGCCUCAAGGGGACCGGAAUCUACAAUUCACACCACACUGGAGAAUCUCCACCUAGAAGUCAGGGGUUCUGACCUAGAUAUGGAGAAGCUUAGGUCUGAAUUAGAGGAACAAUUGUCUACCUUUACCAACACAGUUAAUCACACAGCAGAGGCAGAGGAGGCAGCAUCAGAGGCGUGGCACCGAUACGAAGCUCUGACAUCAACUCUAUCCCAGGAACUGUGUGAACAACUCAGGCUAGUGUUAGAGCCCUCACAGGCCACAAAACUCAGGGGAGACUACCGGACUGGGAAGAGAUUAAACAUGAGGAAAGUUAUUCCAUACAUCGCCAGUCAGUUCAGGAAAGACAAAAUCUGGCUCCGUCGUACCAAGCCCAGCAAACGACAGUACCAGAUCAUGCUGGCUAUAGACGACUCCUCAAGUAUGGUGGACAACCACUCCAAACAGUUGGCUUUUGAGUCCUUGGCGUUGAUUUCUAAUGCUCUGACUUUGUUAGAGGCAGGGGAUUUGAGUAUCUGCAGUUUUGGAGAGUCUGUACAAGUCCUUCACCCAUUCACUGAGCAGUUCACAAGUCACUCAGGUUCCAGAUUGUUACAGCAGUUUACAUUUGAACAGAAGAAAACCAAGGUAGCUCAGCUUUUGAAGAAAGCCACAUCAGUGAUGCUGGACGCUCGCUCCCGACAGCGGGGAAUGCUGGGUAAUCCCGAGACGUCACAGUUACUGCUGAUCGUGUCUGAUGGGCGGGGCUUGUUUAACGAGGGAAUGGAGACGGUGAGAUCGGCCGUCAGACAGGCGCGGGAGGCCGGAGUCUUCCUGGUGUUUGUUAUCAUUGAUCUUCCAGAAAUCAAGCCCUACAUGGAUUACUUCCCUUUUCCUUUCUACAUCAUACUGCGAGACAUUAACUCCCUUCCUAAUGUGUUGUGUGACGCCUUAAGACAAUGGUUUGAACUUGUGACGGCAGUGGAUGUUUGA
Saccostrea cuccullata (small rock oyster) is the source of this 2658-nucleotide messenger RNA. Its product is annotated as midasin-like. Gene Ontology annotation, biological process: ribosomal large subunit assembly; ribosomal large subunit export from nucleus. The transcript has 18 exons. Gene Ontology annotation, cellular component: nucleus; preribosome, large subunit precursor. NCBI's taxonomy places the organism in Eukaryota, Metazoa, Mollusca, Bivalvia, Ostreida, Ostreidae. The annotation marks the transcript as partial. The record is from RefSeq and is a predicted model, not a curated record.